This is a messenger RNA of Elaeis guineensis (African oil palm), 1274 nucleotides long. Its product is annotated as probable carboxylesterase 17. Gene Ontology annotation, molecular function: hydrolase activity. Lineage: Eukaryota; Viridiplantae; Streptophyta; Magnoliopsida; Arecales; Arecaceae. The record is from RefSeq and is a predicted model, not a curated record.
GGGCAUUGGAUUGGAGAUCAAGAUACAUCACUCGUUAGAGCAAGUAAUUCCAUUAGUAUCUUUUAUGAGGAGAAGGAUGGGUGCCCUUCCCAUGGGCGACCCGAGGUUCAACCUUCAAGGAAGCAAGGAUCAAGGAGCUGUACUUGAGGAGAUCGUAGGGCUCAUCAGGGUCUACAAGAACGGCCACGUAGAUCGCCUCCCGGCGGUCUCCGACGUGCCGUGCACAUGGGCCCCCGAGGCCAACGUUACCAGUAGGGACGUGGUCAUCAACCAUUCCACGGGCGUGUGGGCUCGGUUCUACGUGCCCAACAAGGCCCAAGGGCGGCUCCCCUUGCUCCUCUACUUCCAUGGCGGUGGCUUCUGCGUCGGCUCCGCUGCAUGGAGCUGCUACCACGAAUUCCUGGCUCGCCUGGCCUCCAGAGCCGGCUGCCUCAUCAUGUCCGUCAACUAUCGCCUUGCUCCGGAGAACCGCCUCCCUGCGGCCUACGAGGAUGGUCUCGCUGCGACCAGGUGGGUGAGGCAGCAGGCAAGCUACGGCGGCUCCGAUGAAUUCAACUGGUGGAGAACGCACUGCAACUUCGCUCGGGUGUUUCUCGGUGGCGACAGCGCCGGCGCCUCCAUAGCGCACAGCGUGGCCGCGCAGUUGGGAUCUCUUGGCGAUCCCGAGACCGUCCUGAAGCCCGUCUGCCUCAGAGGAGUCAUUCUCAUCCAACCUUUCUUCGGCGGCGAGGCGCGAACCGAAUCCGAGAGGAACCUGGUGCAAGCUUCGAGAUCGGCACUUAGCCUGACGACGUCGGAUUGUUAUUGGAGGAUGGCGCUGCCCUUGGGCUGCAACCGUGACCACCCGUGGUGCAAUCCCUUGGCGAAGAGCGCCCCCAGGCUGGAGGGCUUGAAGCUUCCUCCUGUUCUGGUGUGCAUAUCGGAGAUGGACAUAUUGAGGGACAGGAAUCAGGAGUUCUGCAAGGCCCUCAGGAGCGCAGGGAAGAGUGUGGAGCAAGCGAUGUACGCAGGAGUGGGGCAUGCCUUCCAAGUUCUCCACAACUAUCAUAUGUCCCAAGCCCGGACCCAUGAGAUGUUAGCACACAUCAAAGCCUUCAUUAGCAGUAGAUGAAAGGAAUCAAAGCGGUGGUUUCCUUUGCAGAUUUAAAUGUCUCUCUGUAUCAUGUACCACAGGCCAGACCUUGAGAGUGAAAAAUUACCGUGUUUACAUGGUUAAUAGAUCUGAAUAUCCGAAAGAUGCCUUUCAUAGUCCAGAUGAUUUACUACAAUUACUG